AUGAAUACAUCUUUCCCUUGCAGCUGCCUUUUCUGGCUUCUUGCACUACUUCUACUUGAAAAUGCCACAGCUUUAACCCAUCUAUAUAGGCCAUUCAACAAUACCAUUUCGGCGGUUUUGAUCUUCGGAGACUCCACCGUCGACUCCGGCAACAACAACUACAUAACAAGCGUCACUAAGUGCAACUUCCCGCCUUACGGAAUUGAUUUUGAUGAGAACCACACCCCUACCGGAAGGUUUUCUGAUGGCCGUCUCGUCACCGAUUAUAUGGCUUCUUAUAUCGGAGUGAAAGAGUACGUGCCACCCUACCUGGACUCAACUCUCACCACCGAUGAGCUGAUGACCGGCGUCACUUUUGCCUCCGGCGGCUCUGGAUAUGAUCCCCUCACUCAUCAAAUAAGCAGAUCAAUAUCACUAGACACGCAGCUGGAAUAUUUUAGAGAAUACAAAAAGAAACUUGAAAGCGAAAUAGGAGAGGAGAAAACAAAAUCAAUUGUUAGCAACGCGGCAUUUCUAAUCAGCGCCGGCACAAAUGAUAUGGUCAUCAACUAUUACGCCACCCCGUUCAGGCGCCGGAGUUACACCGUCGCAGAGUAUCACCAAUACCUGUUGCAGCUCACUCAGGAGUUCAUACAGGAUUUAAUAAAGGAGGGAGCUAAGGUGAUCGGCGUUGUAGGGAUGCCACCAAUCGGGUGCUUACCGGCUGUCAUUACGUUGUUUUCCGGCACCGAUCUGAUUUCCAGCCGUCAAUGUCUGGACUCCUACUCCGCCGCUGCAAGAGACUACAAUCAUAUGCUUCAAGAGAAGUUGAAAGCUUUGGAAACCCCAUCCACAAAAAUAAUCUUCGCUGAUAUUUACAAACCUUUGGAGGACAUGAUACAAAACCCCACAAAAUAUGGUUUCGAGGAAGUAGACACAGGAUGUUGUGGGAGUGGGUAUAUCGAAGUGUCGUACUUGUGCAACCGGAAAUCCAGCGUUUGCGCCAAUGCCUCCAAAUACAUAUUCUUCGAUUCUGUACACCCAACACAGGCCACGUACUACAAUUUGUUCCAGACACUACGCCCCAUCAUUGAUCUUACUAUGAAGAAAUAUUAAUUAGUUAAGUAAUUAAAUUCAUAUCAGCUACUCGAUUAUUAUAUUUCCUAAACCCUAGCUAAAUCUAAGGGACUAAGGCUAAUAAGUUGGCUAAUUUUGGCCUUCCUAUAGUUCUUCCAUGUAUUUUUACUUGAUUUGUCAUUUGAUGUGUGUCAUCGUCUUAUGUUAAAGUCAAAAGUUUUAUGUAUUGUUAUAAUUAAUUUUAAUAAAAUUAAUAAAUUUUU
Molecule: messenger RNA, 1319 nt
Organism: Ipomoea triloba (trilobed morning glory)
Lineage: Eukaryota; Viridiplantae; Streptophyta; Magnoliopsida; Solanales; Convolvulaceae
Product: GDSL esterase/lipase At5g45960-like
Exons: 5
Coding region: 1-1095 (364 amino acids)
Molecular function (GO): hydrolase activity, acting on ester bonds
Source: RefSeq, a predicted model, not a curated record